CCAACCAACGUGGCACUUUGGCAUUUUGCCAAACUUCAACAGCCAGAAACAUCUGAUUCUUGGAUCUUCCAUUAAUAAUCUCCCUCUUUUCCUUGCUUGAUGGACAUAGCUUUUCCUUAGAUAAUAAAGUUUGAUAUCUGUACGUCCAUCAUAUUAAUAGGUAGAUAUUGGCAAAAAGUUGCUGAUGAAUGCCGAAGAAAACCUAACUCAAUCAUGCUUGCUGACAAGAAUGCACCAAAUGAGAAAGCAUGGAGACAGAUUGAGAAGAUGUGCCUAAGCACCAACGCAUCUGCUAUUCCAGUUGUACCUGAUUCAGAAGGAACUGAAAUCAAUCCAUUCUCUGUUGAUGCACUUGCGAUUUUUAUAUUCCGAGUACUUCACCGAGCUAAUCAUCCGGGAAAUCUUGACAAGUCAUCUCCAAAUGCUGGAUGUGUGCUGCUAAUGUUUUAUCACCUUUAUGAGGGAAAGAAUCGUCAGGAGUUCGAGAGUGAGCUUAUUGAACGUUUUGGCUCACUUGUCAGGAUGCCUCUACUGAAACCUGAAAGGUCUCCUUUACCAGAUUCUGUGAGGUCUAUUAUUGAGGAUGGAAUUAAUCUGUACAAGCUUCACAAGAAAUCGAAGGUAAGUGUUACAUUCAGAUACUGUCAAAAUGUGUAGUUAAUGAGUUCCUCCACACCCUCUCCCAGUUUUUGCAUUUGAGUUAUAGUGUUCAUGAUGAGAAAUAGUAUUAUGCCUUCCUAUAUGUUGCACCAUAUGGAGCUCUCUCUAUUACAUCCUCAGCUUAGAUAUUUUCAAAGUAAAAGUGUAUGUUGAAGCAAUUAUGAGUUGCUUUUGAAAAUUCCACUUCUUUCUCCAGAAUGCGUUAUUAAAAGUAAGGAUAUUAUGUGUGACAACUUUCUUCCAACUUCUUCAUACGAGAGGCUUCAACUCUUUUGACUUUGUGAUGACUGCGUUCUGUUAUGAUGCAUAGAGGUCUUGAUAGUUAAUGGUUAGCUGAAUAAUUCUGGUCGGUGGAGAAAAUUAAAAAAAUAUUACAGCUUACAACAGUUAUUCUGCCAGUCCAAAUAUUGGACCUUAAUUCCCUCUUUCUUUGGGCGCAAUACUUUUCUUAUUCCUUUAGUCGAUUGAAUAUGAUGAGCCGUUCCAUUUGUUGUUUGUCUGUUGAUUAUUGCUUUGCUGUCAACUUUACGAUGGUUUGUAUGAUCCAAAGCGGCACAGAUUUGGGGUUGAUCAGGGGUAACAGAAAUUUAGGGCUUAAGGGUUCUAUGAUUCUUAAUGGCAUUGGGAAGUUUCCAGCGUCAUAUGGCCAGGAAAAAGAUGGAUAUCAGGGGCUUAUAGGCUGGAAAAGCAUUAGUGAAAAUCUGAUAUGCUCAUUGAUUUCCAGUGUCCUGACUCGCAUGAUCCGGAGCUAUGAAACUCCUUUUUACGAUUCUGCUUUUGUUGUAUUGCUUUUGCCUAAUGAUAACUUUGUAUUCCACAUUUAUGUAUGUAUACACACACCACGUGCGCAUGUAUUUGUGUAUAGUGCACUAAAUUUAUUGCAACAUGAAUAUGAACCUGCAUUUUGUCUGCAUGUUUCAGUAGGUUUAAGACCACUUAUAUGCUUUUUCUUUUGGGGCUAUAAGAUCUGUUUUCCCAACCAUGCAGAAUCCUCGAACUAUCCCCCCCACCCCCCACCCCCAACAAAAGGCAAAAUAAAAGAUAGUUGUGUUAGAUAAACUUGUUAGGUUUAUGAUAUUAGUAGUUGGAGGACAAGAAAGUCUGAUGUUUGGUUACACAUUGAUAAAGUUCAUUUUUGUGUAUUUGAGUGAAAAAGCUAAGUUCACCCACCAUUCUAUAUAUACAAGUUUUCUCUUGAUUAAAAAUGUUCUAAGGUAAUGGUGUUUGUUUCCAGUUGAUUGAUUGUUACUAAUGAGUUUUUCUCGUUGUGUGUGAUUUUUUACAUUCAAUCCUGUAGAUUGGAGUCUACUAAAGGGACAUAUGCAAAAGAGAGAGUGAAAUGGGAGAAGCAAUUGAGGGAUAUUCUACUUGGAAAUGCCGACUAUAUCUCAAUUCAAUACAGGUAAGUUUGUGCAGCUUAGAUCUCUCAAGGCACGUAAUUCUCUGAUCUUACCUUCCACUGGAAAUAAAAUUAUGAUUGCUAUAAUUGUUAUUCAAGCCCUUCGCUUCAGAUGUUACCCAUGACACGUAGAUGUACUACAUGCAUACAUUAUUUGAAUUGACGUACCUGUGUAGUAAUUGUGUGGUAAAGAUUGGGGUACUUCGUGUGGGUUCUUCAAAUACGCCAAAAAUCAGCAACAAAUUUGGCGCCAUACCAGAUACAUAGACUCACCCGUAUAGGAUAUAUAUAUAUAUAUAUACCCGUAAACGAGUUCAUAUAGCAUAGCCAAUGACAAAGCACAGAAGCUUCUUUACCUGCGCUGUUUGCAUAGAUGUGUUUUUUCUGUAUGUAACUCUUCUUUGACAUGGGGAGGCUGUAGGGAUUUGGAGGAAAGAGUGGCUUAGGUAGGAUGCCAUGUCUGUAGAAAAAGAAUGAAUUACUUGCCUUAAAGUGAGCUGGUAUGCCAAAGAAGAUCAUACAUGCUGCAUGAGCAACGCCUUUCUGUUAUUUGGGUUAGUUGGAUGAUUCAAUAUUCCAUGAUCAGCAACC
This is a messenger RNA of Nicotiana tabacum (common tobacco), 2650 nucleotides long. Lineage: Eukaryota; Viridiplantae; Streptophyta; Magnoliopsida; Solanales; Solanaceae. The record is from RefSeq and is a predicted model, not a curated record.